CACGAUGACCCUGUACCUCAGGCAUUACUGGAAGGACGAGCGCCUGUCGUUCACCAGCAGCACCAAUAAGAGCAUGACGUUCGAUGGCCGUCUGGUGAAGAAGAUCUGGGUCCCUGAUGUCUUCUUCGUCCACUCCAAGAGGUCCUUCAUCCACGACACCACCACGGAGAACAUCAUGCUGCGGGUCUUUCCUGACGGACAUGUCCUCUACAGCUUGAGAGUGACAGUGACAGCAGCCUGUAACAUGGACUUCAGCCGCUUCCCUCUGGACUCUCAGACCUGCUCCCUGGAGCUGGAGAGCUACGCCUACACAGAUGAAGACCUGAUGCUGUACUGGAAGAGCGGGGAUGAGUCUCUGAGUACCGACGAUAAGAUCUCUCUGUCUCAGUUCCUCAUCCAGAAGUUCCACACCACGUCUCGCCUGGCCUUCUACAGCAGCACGGGCUGGUACAAUCGUCUGUACAUCAACUUCACGCUGCGCCGCUACAUCUUCUUCUUCCUGCUGCAGACAUAUUUCCCCGCCACGCUCAUGGUGAUGCUCUCAUGGGUGUCCUUCUGGAUCGACCGCCGCGCUGUGCCGGCCAGAGUCUCCCUGGGCAUCACCACGGUGCUGACCAUGUCCACCAUCAUCACUGGAGUGAAUGCGUCCAUGCCCCGGGUUUCCUACAUCAAGGCAGUGGACAUCUACCUGUGGGUCAGCUUCGUCUUUGUCUUCCUGUCUGUGUUGGAAUACGCCGUCGUCAACUACCUGUCCACCGUCCAGGACCGGAGAGAGCGCAAGAUGAGAAUGAGAGCACGAUCUCAG
Messenger RNA from Notothenia coriiceps (black rockcod), 805 nucleotides. Its product is annotated as gamma-aminobutyric acid receptor subunit rho-2. The annotation marks the transcript as partial. Lineage: Eukaryota; Metazoa; Chordata; Actinopteri; Perciformes; Nototheniidae. Gene Ontology annotation, biological process: monoatomic ion transmembrane transport. The record is from RefSeq and is a predicted model, not a curated record. The transcript has 5 exons. Gene Ontology annotation, molecular function: transmembrane signaling receptor activity; extracellular ligand-gated monoatomic ion channel activity. Gene Ontology annotation, cellular component: membrane.